Aspergillus niger is the source of this 2460-nucleotide messenger RNA. RefSeq lists its product as hypothetical. NCBI's taxonomy places the organism in Eukaryota, Fungi, Ascomycota, Eurotiomycetes, Eurotiales, Aspergillaceae. The coding region runs from base 1 to 2460 and encodes 819 amino acids. The record is from RefSeq and is a predicted model, not a curated record. The transcript has 6 exons.
AUGGGUCCCGCUGCGCGUUACCGACCCAUGUCUCCCAGCGGAUCGCGUAUGAUCGAUCCUAUGCGGGCCUCCACCGGCACCGUGCAGCUCAGUGCUUCCUACGAUCCCUACCACCUCUCUGCCGGCCGUCCGCCAUACCCGGGUUACCAUGCCGAUGUCAACUACGCUUCUUCCUACGAACCUCGCCUGGUGCGAGAACCCCGAUUGGAAGCACAACCCAUUUCUUCCACUACAUAUCGAGACCCCGGCCAUUCCACCAAGUUAAGGACGGAGUAUGCCAUCCGCCCGCGAGUGCGGAGCAGCACCAUGUCCGCGGUGGAUCCUCGCUAUUCCUCCGGCCGUUAUGACACACCCGCAUCGCCCUUGUCCCGGGCUUCCCCUGUCAUUGUCCCCGGCCACCAGCGAACCCCUAGCCCGCGUCGAGACCAUGACCGUUACGUUGUACCGGCCUCCUCGCACCGACCCCACCGGCGGCAUCAUCUCUCACACACUGAUUAUGCCAGCGAUACUGGGCACUUAGACCCUCAUGAGGGAGCAUCAAGGUCGCGAGUGCCUCAUGGGGGAUAUCCGGUGUACGAGCACAGCCCUCGUCUGCGGUAUCCCCCAACUGGAGGUCUCCGGAAAGGCGAGGAUAUUGACGACUACGAUGCGUAUUCAUAUACCAAUGCAUCGGAGCAGAUGGAGAAAGACUCACUUGCUAGGCUGCGCUAUGAGCGAGGGGCUUAUCCAAGGAACAGGCCACUUAGUCUGACCGGCCUUGACGACCCUCACUUGCUGCCUCGCAAGGAGUCACGAGCUGUCGGGCCUCCUCCGUCUCAGAGAGGCUUUGACAAAUUGGACCAAGGCAGCCGUGUGCGGCGUUCCACACACGGCUCCGCUGACAGUGAUGUAGAUCUGGCGAGCGCCAGGCGGCGAUCCUGGCAGAGGGCCCCCGUAUCCUUGCACCAGGAUGUCGACGAAGGUUACUCUUCUUAUAGAGAUGAGUACGACCCUGGUCACCAUCGGCGACAUCGGCGACAUGAUGACGAUACGAGUAGCCGGCACUCCUACGAUGACCGUGCUUCAAGGCGAACCUCUGCUAAGAGCGCUGUCGCAGCUUCGGGGUCGAGUACGGGCCUAGGGACUGCAGUACUCGCCAGCGGUUACUCGGACGAUUUUGACUAUGAUCUCUCCCCCCGGCCCGACCGCCAUCGCUCCCGGGACCGGAGCGCUCGGGACCCGGAGUAUAGAAGGCAUCACAGUCGGUCGCGCAGACCGUCUAGACGUCGCUCAGGAAGCGAGUCUGAUGAGCAUACCUCGGAUGAAGACCUGAAGAAAUACCGACGCGAGCCAUCGGCGCACAGGAAGCCUGAUGGCUCGGACGUCUCAGCCAGUGGCAGCGAGCGACUGUCCCCCUAUUUGACAGUCGAUCGCGCCCGUCGCCGGCGGUCUCACUCUCGUCAUCGAAGCGAAGAUUUGCCGCGCCUCAAAGAAGCAGAUGCCAGCCGCCCAGACGAGCUGAAGAAGUCUGAGCAGGCCACGUCGAAGGAGCAGGACCCACCUGCACCCAAAGGCAUCCUGAAGCCUCCCCGUGAGAAGUUUCCGGAAGAGCCCAAUCCCGUUCGAGAAGGCGUGGCCCCAUUGAAAGAUGCGCACAAGAAGGGCAUCCCUCCGGGCGCCCGGUGGACGAAGAUAGACCGACGACUUGUGAACCCUGCUGCCUUGGAGCUUGGCCGAGAGCGGUAUGAGGAGCGAGCGGAGUAUGUGAUCGUUCUGCGAGUCUUGACCAAGGAGGAAAUUCAGGCGUAUGCGGUCAAGACGCAGGAAAUUCGAGAUGCUCGCUGGCAAGAGAUUAUCAAGGAGCGCCGUCGACGUCGGGAGGAGGACCGUCGCCACGGGCGUAGAGUGGACAGUUCCUCGAGCGACGAUGAAGACGAGGAUGACGAAAAUGCGACUCCUCUUGCCAUCGAGGUGCCUAUUAGACGCAACGACCUGGAUGCACGCGCAAUCAAACAUGUCAAGCAAUUACAAUUGGAAGCGUUUGAAUUACAGCUGGUUCUACGGCAUGUCGUGUACACAGUACAGAGUAAAUACGCGAAAUGUCUGUGGCAAUGCGCGACUUCCCAAAACAGAGAAAGAAAAGAAAUUAAAGAGACUCCAAACGGUCUUCUGACUCCGUCCCAGCCCUGGUUACACUUCGUCCUACCCGAGCCUCCUUCCUCAGUGGCUGAUCCAACAUUUUCUGCGCGUGUUCAAGGAAAUCUACAGACCAGACAAACUUCUCCCACCUCAUCAUUCAUGUCUUGUGUGACCCUCUUACUCUCUUCCGGAUUGGGUAUCAUUCUCUCGGUGCCCAGAGUAGCCCUCAGGUCUUCACUCUUCGCCCUGUUUGUUCUGUUCUGUUCUGAUGGUUCCUCGACUGUCUACCUGCUGUGUGGCGUAGCUACUUGUACGAAGCAUGUCGAGUCGGACUGGAAAUGA